AUGUCUUCCUCCAUAGAGCCGCUCACGGAAGCCCAGAAAGAGCACUUUAAAACAACCGGCUGGUUGAAGUUGAGCAAAUGUUUCACAAAGGAACAAGCUGAACUUGUCACCAAGGACGUAUGGACUCGGUUGGGAAUGGAUCCUAACGACAGGUCAACCUGGAGGCAAGUAACGAACAUGCCCCAUCACCGUACCUUUGACGCCUCCGAAUACGCGCCCAAGGCAUGGGCCGCCAUCUGCGAGCUGUGUGGCGGCGAGGAUCAGGUGGCGCCAGAGUCAAAGGAGUGGAGGGACUCUCUCAUUGUCAACCUGGGCAGCGAGGAAUACGAGGGAACGGAACCCGAUCCCAAGGAGCUGGGCAUCUGGCACGUGGACGGAGACUUUUUCGUUCACUACCUCGACUCCCCGGAGCAAGGCCUGCUCGUGAUCCCGCUCUUCACAGACAUCGUCCCCGGCGGCGGCGGGACUUUCAUCUGUCCCGAGGCGAUGGCCAAGGUCGCGCGGCACCUGUACGAGCACACCGACGGGGUCUCGCCGCGAAUGACCCCGAGAGACGAUCCCGAUUUCUCAAAGGAGAAGAACCUCGACUGGUUCAACGAUCUCGCGAGAAGCUGUGGUGACUUUGUCGAGGCCCACGGGGAGGUCGGCGACGUGUACCUGCUGCACCCCCUGAUGCUGCACAGCGCCUCGCGGAACCCGCUGCGGCGGCUCCGUAUCAUUACGAAUCCGCCGGUAUCCUUGAACGAACCUCACGUCUUCGACAGAUCGGAUGGGUCGUACAGUCUUGUUGAGCAGGCGACCCUGAGGGUUUUGGGCGCUGAGUCGUUGCCCGGGUGGAAGAUCACGGCGCCACGGGAGCCGGUCGUCCCUGAGAGGCUGAAGAUACAGGAGCAGAUGAAGCAGGAAGAGAUCAAGCGUCUUGCAGCUACCGCUUCGUAG
Colletotrichum orchidophilum is the source of this 939-nucleotide messenger RNA. RefSeq lists its product as uncharacterized. NCBI's taxonomy places the organism in Eukaryota, Fungi, Ascomycota, Sordariomycetes, Glomerellales, Glomerellaceae. The record is from RefSeq and is a predicted model, not a curated record. The transcript has a single exon. The coding region runs from base 1 to 939 and encodes 312 amino acids.